UCCUACUGGAAAUCCUAGUUUUCAUCUCACGUGAAUAUAUAACAUGACCUUCAUGGCAAGACAGAGAGGGAGGGCACGACUAUAAUAUCAAUAUCGUAUUUUCAAUUUGUUCAUGAAAUAGCCUUUCCAGUCACCGGCGUUAGUUGAUCAGAGUCACAGUCACUACGGCAAGCACAUUAUUAGAGUGGGUUCGUUUCUUCCUCUUUCGAUUUCAUCAUCUUCUCAUUCUCUGUUAAUUCGUUUCUUACAUCUUAAAAAACAAUAUAAAGAAGGGCGUGGUUUUGUUGUGAGUACUGAGCAGAGAAGAGAAAAAUGAUCAUCCCCGUUCGUUGUUUUACCUGUGGAAAGGUCAUUGGAAACAAAUGGGACACCUAUUUGGACCUUCUCCAGGCAGAUUACAGUGAAGGAGAUGCACUGGAUGCAUUGGGAUUGGUUCGAUAUUGUUGUAGGCGCAUGCUUAUGACCCAUGUUGAUCUCAUUGAGAAGUUGCUCAAUUACAACACUCUGGACAAGUCUGAUCCCAAUUAAGAAGGCUUAAGGAAUAACAGAUGAUGUUUCAGUUGCAUUCCAUGGCCUAUGGCAAUGUAUCGAUUUUUGUUUUCUUUUUUGAAUUGCAUUUUUACAAGCAGUUCAUGUUUGUGUGCUGGUUCAGAGCAAGUAUGUUUGUUAUCGGUUCUUUAGAGGAGCUAUGACAAGAGACAGUUUAUGUUAAUAUCUCAUACAAUGGUAUUAUAUGACAGACCAAACUUUAGAAGGAUGCCACAUGCAAACAAGUUAAUUGGCACAUAAAAAUUCACGAUUA
Glycine soja is the source of this 802-nucleotide messenger RNA. Its product is annotated as DNA-directed RNA polymerase subunit 10-like protein. Lineage: Eukaryota; Viridiplantae; Streptophyta; Magnoliopsida; Fabales; Fabaceae. Gene Ontology annotation, biological process: transcription by RNA polymerase II; transcription by RNA polymerase I; tRNA transcription by RNA polymerase III. Gene Ontology annotation, molecular function: DNA binding; DNA-directed RNA polymerase activity; zinc ion binding. The record is from RefSeq and is a predicted model, not a curated record. Gene Ontology annotation, cellular component: RNA polymerase II, core complex; RNA polymerase III complex; RNA polymerase I complex. The transcript is spliced from 4 exons. Bases 313 to 528 code for a protein of 71 amino acids.